Molecule: messenger RNA, 1422 nt
Organism: Aspergillus tanneri
Lineage: Eukaryota; Fungi; Ascomycota; Eurotiomycetes; Eurotiales; Aspergillaceae
Product: F-box protein
Exons: 4
Coding region: 1-1422 (473 amino acids)
Molecular function (GO): protein binding
Source: RefSeq, a predicted model, not a curated record
AUGGCUGACUUCCCAAAACAACUGCCCCCCGAGUGCACUAAUGACGUCUGGUCGCUGCUCCAGCCGAGCGACCUAUUAUCUGUCAUGCGCAUCUCCUCCGUCUGGAGACGGUCGGCCGAGCCCAUCCUGUACCGCCGCAUUGAUAUCAGGAGCCUGGCAGGUAUGGCCGCGUUUCUGCGCACCGCCAAAGAGCGACCGGAUCUCGCUUCUUCGGUUCGGUAUCUCUGUGUGCAUAAUGUGCUCACGGAGGAUUCCAAUCAUGUACAGUUUGAGGGUACUUUCAUCUCUAUACUAGAGCGACUUCCGGGACUACGCAGGCUGCAUAUAUACCGAUGGCCAUCCAAUGUGCCUGUCCUCGCCGCAGCGAUUCAGAGGACGCCUGGUGUUGCUGGACUCCGAGGACUGAAAGAGAUUAUUUUGGAGGAGUCCGAUAGACCAAUGGAUGACCUCCGGCCCUUGUGGAACUUGCCCGUCUUGGAAAGUAUCCAGGCAAGUGUGAGUGAGCCACAGAGCAUGUCCGGCCCAUGGCUAAUAUCCAGUACCGUCACCAAGCUUAAUCUGGACUCAACAAUCGCGGAAGAAGGGACAAUCGGGUUGCUAUUGCAGGCACUACCAGGACUGAAGAGGUUCAGGUAUGACCAUUGGUGUAAUAUUGGGGACUGCCUUCCUGUGCCAAAUUGUAGGGACUUGAUGGUGUCCCUUCAAUAUGUUCAGAACACUCUCGAAGGAUUGGAACUGCGAGCCAGCCUUUACUCGCCUUACGCCGAAGAAGUGGAAUACUACAAUAUAUGCGCGGUGGAAGGCCAUAUUGGAUCUCUUGAGAACUUCAGUAGUCUCCGCAAGCUCAAAGCCCCGAUUGCUAUGUUACUAGGAUGGCUCCCCGACCAGGCGCCAUGUCUCAGUCGGAUCCUUCCAAGGUCGUUGACCUAUUUGUCCUUAACCGAGGACCUGUCAUCACAGUGCAGCUAUAGUUGGUCGGAGAAGCUCGUUUUGAUGAAGGUGGAAUGUUUUUUGGCGGCGGCUCGCCAGGCUACGCCCCUUCUAGAAAAACUUGAGCUCCUACCAAAUCGUGAAUUUGACGAGGAUCCCGAAUUUGAGGGUGAAAUGGAUCUUGAUAAAUUAGAGUCAGAAUCAACGGAAUUUGGAGAGCAGGGUGAUAAUCAGCAGGGCGACGGUGAGCAGGGACAAGGCCACGAGGACUGCCAGCUUAUUGAAAAGGCAAGUAAAAUCGUAUUCCUCAUAGCUGACCUACAACACUUCAAUAAUCCCGUUGGCGAUAUGUCUCCUGGAGAAGCGGCCGGCGCGGACAGUCACGACAUGAAUGCGUAUGAAGCACCCGCGACUCCAGCUGCACCCAGAAAACAAGAUCGCAAACUGCGCAAGCACCACACGUCGAGGAACCAGAUGGGAGAGGGCCCGUAA